Messenger RNA from Ectocarpus sp. CCAP 1310/34, 2478 nucleotides. Lineage: Eukaryota; Phaeophyceae; Ectocarpales; Ectocarpaceae. The record is from the annotation of a GenBank genome assembly.
GUACAGCAAUGCGCGGCACCCUGCGCGAAUGAUAGGAAGGAGAGAGUCAUGGUACCAGGGGGAGGCGAAGAGGGUACAUCCAUUUUCGACCAGGAUAGCGAGCAAUCGAAGCCUUUGCUGGGAGACGACUACGAUAGGGACGGCGCAAGCAGUGCCGCACUGCCCGCGGGUGCCAAGAAGAAGGUAGCGGAAUAUCUGUCCGCUGCCGAAGAAAGCGUGAGCGUUGUGCACCGGGUGCUUCAUGGACUGUACGGGCACCUCCCCAGGGAGGACGUGCCUCGGAUAGUCUGGCUAUCUUUGACGCUCUUCGCCAUUAUCGGCGGCUUCUGGCUGCUGGACUCGUUGAAAGACACCGUGCUGGAGGGGACCGUGGGGCUCGAGUAUCAGCCGAGAGCCAAGCUGGUGUCGGUGGCGGUGACGCUGCUCCUCGUCAUCCAGUACAACAGGCUGGUGGAUUCCUGCAGCAAGCCCACGCUGUUUUACAUCCUAGGGGCCUGCUACACGCUGCUCUUCCUGCUGGUCAGUUUGGUGCUGCGGACCGCCCCGCUCGGCCUGGCCAACUGGGGCACGAGACCCGCUCGGGUGAUCGGGUGGGUGUCUUUCGUGGCGAUCGAGUCGUACGGGUCUCUGGCCGUGGCGCUGUUCUGGGCCUUCACUAACGCCACCGUCGACCUCGAGGCGGCGAAGGCUUCCUACGGGCUGGUGAUCGCCGGGGCUCAGAUCGGAGCCAUUAUAGGGUCGACGGCCGCGACACUGCCCAUGCACAACGAGAGCCUCCACGUGUGGCAUCUCUACGCGGCCGGGGGGCUCUGCCCCGCACUAAUGGCAUUGCUUGUUCGCGGCUACGUGUUCUUUUUCGGCAACAACCUGCCGCGGGAACGCUUGACCAACAUCCAGGGGACCGUUGACAGCGCCCUCAACGGGCUCAAGCUUGUGCUUCGGCACCAGUACGUCGCGCUCCUCUUCGGGAUAAGCUGUCUGUACGAGGUGGUGCUGACUAUCUUGGACUACCAGAUGAAGGUUCUGGGCGUGGAAAUGUUCCGCGAAACCGCGGGCGACGAGGCAGACGAGCGCAUGGCGAGCCUCAUGGGGCACUUCGGCCAGACGACCAACUCGCUGUCGCUGCUCAUGUCACUCUUCGGCACGAGCCUCUGCGUGCGCCUGCUCGGGUUGCGGAAAACUCUGAGAAUUUUUCCGACGCUCCUGGUGGUCGCGGUGGUGACGUCGUUCUUCGCCCCGUCAUUGAGCUUCCUCUUCGUGGCCGUCGCCAUUCUCAAGGGGUUAACGUACGCCCUCAACGAGCCGUGCAAGGAGAUGCUAUACCUACCCACGUCCGACGCCAUCAAGUUCAAGGCCAAGGGCUGGAUAGACGUGUUCGGGUCACGGUGUGCCAAGGGGGUGGGCUCCUUCGUGACGCUCAGCAGCCGGGGGGAUCGGCGUAGGCUGGCCACGUACGGGGGCGUCGCGAGCUUUUUGAUCAGCUUGAUACUGCUGGGGGUUUCGUACGUGAUGGGGGGGCAUUUUGACGCUCUCAUAAAGAGCGGGGAGAUCGUCGGGGCCGGGGAGGACGGCGACGAUAGCGGGAACGCGGGUGCGCCUCCGUCACAUCGCGGUGACGGGCUGGGGACAACGGGAGGGGUUGAGUUGCCGCCACCAGCCAGCGGUGAUGAGGCAUCUCGUCAGUGGAGGGGGCGGGGGGAGGGGGAAGGGGGUUGGUCAGAGCGGCCGUCGCUCUCGACACUUCGAACAGUGGACGUGUAGUUUCGUGUGUGUGCGAAAGGUGUGGUUGUUCGUUAUCCGUGUGUUUGAGCCGUUCUUCAGCCUUGAUGAUUAUCACAAAUGAUCUUCGUAGAGUGCUUUGUUUUCUAAGGGCAGGGUUGUUUGGAGAGGGAGGGGCGUGCUGUUACCCCUUGACAGAGAGAGCGUUCCGCAGUUGAUGCGUGGGUUCUUGUUCACAUGGGCAGUGUUUUCCGUUUUUGUUCCAGGAUGCUUCCGAUGCGGAGGCAGGCAGCACCUUCGACUCUUGCCUUCUCGGUUGAGGUGUGUUUCUCGCUCACAGGAAGUCGUUGCGUUGUAGCGAGACGCGGUAUAAAAGGUGGCGUGGGCGAUGUUUUCUUGGUGUCACGGUGGUGGUGUCUGCGGGCGUGGGUCCGUCCUCGUCUAUUUGUAGCAUUCUUUCAGAUCCCGGGGGAUGGAUGGGCGGUGUCCUGUGCUUCGUCUGCAGACUCGCAAGAAACCAGCUGUAAGAAACCGACUUGCGGAGCUACGCCGCGUGGUGGGUACGAGAGCGAGCACGACGUGUUUCUUGCCGCUGCCUGCACCUUCUCACAUACAUUGCACGAGUAUAUGAAGCAACUCUUCUGUACGGGGCAGGUGCGUGAGCGUUGGAAGAUGGGCCGGUCGUGUCGGUGUUUCGAGUUUCGGAACAACCCAUGUUCCCUCGCACACAACGUAGCACCUCUGUGGUGAAAUGCGGGG